Messenger RNA from Myotis brandtii (Brandt's bat), 734 nucleotides. RefSeq names its product AN1-type zinc finger protein 4-like. The transcript has 6 exons. Bases 172 to 687 code for a protein of 171 amino acids. Gene Ontology annotation, molecular function: protein binding. Lineage: Eukaryota; Metazoa; Chordata; Mammalia; Chiroptera; Vespertilionidae. The record is from RefSeq and is a predicted model, not a curated record.
CCGCCCUCGGCGUCUGUGGAACCAGCUGCUCCCGGAGGAGCCCGGGCUGCGCAGGUACUAAAGUCAAAACAUGAACAAUGAUAUAUAUUACCAAUGUUCAAAGCUGAUUUGGCUAGAACUGGAAUAUAGUUGCCUACUACAUAUUCCAAAGGAUUUAACAAAGUCAAAGUAAUGGAUAACAGAAAAGAUCCUCCAUUCUUCAAUGAAGAUAAUGUGGGACCAUUUUACUACAAACUUCUUUUCUAUACCAUGGAGCUCUUCAUUGAAACAUUGACUGGGACAUGUUUUGAACUGAGAGUUUCACCAUUGGAAGCUGUUAUUUCUGUGAAAGCAAAAAUUCAAAGACUGGAAGGUAUUCCCAUCUGUCAGCAGCACUUAAUUUGGAAUAACGUGGAACUUGAAGAUGAUUAUUGCUUGAAUGAUUACAACAUUUCAGAAGGCUGUACCUUGAAGCUGGUACUGGCUAUGCGUGGUGGACCUAUAAAUACUAGAAGAGUUCCUAUGGAAGACCCACUUAGGGAGAUGGCUGAGUACAUGGAUUCCAGUCAAGACGAGGUCUGGGAGAAGACCUCCUACAACAAACAAGUUACAUUUUUGGUAUACCGAGAAGGAGAGCAAUUGAAUUUCUUUCGUGUAGUAGAUAGGGGAGAUGGCACUUUAACACCAUUAUCUGAAUCUUUAAGGUAAAUAAAUAGGUUUUCAUUUGCAUGUCUCACUUAGAAAAGGAUAACAUC